Jaminaea rosea is the source of this 1339-nucleotide messenger RNA. RefSeq names its product YjeF N-terminal domain-like protein. Bases 128 to 1279 code for a protein of 383 amino acids. NCBI's taxonomy places the organism in Eukaryota, Fungi, Basidiomycota, Exobasidiomycetes, Microstromatales. Gene Ontology annotation, cellular component: mitochondrion. Gene Ontology annotation, molecular function: NAD(P)HX epimerase activity; protein binding. The record is from RefSeq and is a predicted model, not a curated record. The transcript has 2 exons.
CGCGACGACCUUCGAGUUUGCUCUCUGGAUGCUCUCAAGGCGCAGCAUUGCUUCUCGUUGCUCUUUGCUUCGCUGUCAUCGCAUCCAAUCACCUCGUCUCACUCUAAUCCAUCUUCGACAAGCCGCAAUGUCGUCCUCGCCAGAUUCAGUGGCAGAGAUGAUUGCCAACCUCAAACGUCUUGGGGACCUCCCACCAGGCUGGGAGGCACGAAUGACUCCUUCGAAUCGCAUCUACUUUGUCGACCAUAACACCAAGAGCACAACAUGGGCCGACCCUCGUUUGCCUCAAGCAGCGGCCUCGGCCUCAGGUAGUGUCGACGGGCAGCAACCACCGGCGACGUCCUACGAAGAAGCCACACGACAAGAUCGCAGACUAUCUUCUACCUCCGCCGGCUCCAGCUCAACAGAUCACGCGCUGCGGUACAUCUCCGCUUCAGAGGCAGCUGCAAUCGAUGAGGAGCUCAUGGCACCGCAUUCAGAGGGCGGAUGUGGGUACAUGCUCCCUCAGCUCAUGGAGAUCGCAGGGCUGGCAUGCGCACAGGCACUCGCGCGAUCUUAUCCACCGACGUCCUUCCCGCAGCUCCUAGUGGCUGCGGGGCCGGGCAAUCAAGGUGGAGAUGGGCUCGUUGCGGCGAGACAUGCGGUGCUCUGGGGAUACGAUGUUAGGGUGUGGUACCCGAAGCAGGCAAAGGGAGAGCUCUUUCAGGCGCUCCGGGAUCAGCUCGAGGCAUUCGACAUCGACUUCGUAGACGCAGACGACUUUGAUGACGCAUUUGCGCAGGCCGACGUCGUGCUUGACUCCAUCUUCGGCUUCUCUUUCAAAGGUCCGCCGCGCCCACCCUUCGCUUCGGCCCUCGAGACACUACGCGACGAGUCUCGUCUCGAAUUCGUCGAUCGCGUCACCCGCCCACCCGUCGUAUCAGUGGACAUCCCCUCAGGCUGGCCAGUGGAUGCGCCGACCACCUCUUCCUCAGAGCAAGAAGAAGCGCCAGAGCUCUCCUUCCACCCGGAGGUGGUCAUCUCUCUCACGGCCCCCAAGACGGGCAUGCGUCGCUUCCAAAGAACAGCUGGGCAAAGAGGGGAGGGAGGGCAGCCGCAGCGCCACUUCUUGGGCGGGAGGUUCAUUCCGCCGAGUAUGGCGAGAAAGUACGGCUUGCGGGGCAUGAUGCGUGGCUAUCGCGCGGACGACCAGGUUGUUGAGGUAACGGGAUGGAGGGAGGCUGAGGACGGUGAGGACGACGAAGAGGACGAAGACGAGGAGGAUGAAGAGUCGCAAUGACUGUAAGAGACUGUAGGAGGACCGCUGCUACCCAGCCAACCCACGCAUAGACGUAUACAC